UACACCCUGUACUUUCUACCUAAAUACCGGCAAGUUGCAAGUGGAAUUCUGACUGGAGUUAAUGAAGGCCUCACCUCACAUUACGAACUAAUCAAGAGUAUGGGCUCGACGCAAGACAUCUACGAAAUAAUCAGAUUAAAUGUUUGGAAAUGCCGAAACCACUUCAAGAUAAAUGCAGUCUAUAAUCCACCCCAGCGUCCCAACUUUGACUUUCUGAACAUCUCACACAAAACUUCAACAACUUCGACUGAAACUGUAGUAUUAGGAGACUUCAACACCCAUUCCAACACAAAAGUAGUAUUAGGAGACUUCAACACCCAUUCCACCACCAGAUGGGUCUACAAGGAUACAAGCAUAGCUGGAAAGGAAAUCGAAGACAUGCUAAACAGCAACCCUCUGGAACUUAUUUACAGCAAUGAGGAUCCGGCUACAACACUCUGA
Molecule: messenger RNA, 441 nt
Organism: Rodentolepis nana
Lineage: Eukaryota; Metazoa; Platyhelminthes; Cestoda; Cyclophyllidea; Hymenolepididae
Source: the annotation of a GenBank genome assembly